GGCAUAAGUUUCUCAAUGUAUAUUUUAUGUGCCAUCAACUUACUACAUGAUUUUGUUGUGUCCCUUCUUUCUGCUGCCUCUGAAGGCAAAAUCCCCGAUCUGCUGUCUGAGGGCUCAGUUGAUAGCAUCACCAAGCUGGUACUGGUGAAUGCUAUUUAUUUCAAAGCGAACUGGGCAACGAAAUUUCAGGAAGCUGACACCACUGAUGCACCAUUUUGGCUAAAUAAGAAUGAAAAAAAGACAGUAAAAAUGAUGUAUCAGAAAAAUAAAUUUAAUUUUGGAUACAUCCCCGAAGAGAAGAUCUGUGUUUUAGAGCUGCCUUACGAUGGAAAAGAACUUAGUAUGUUCAUCCUGUUACCUAGAGAUACUGAAGAGGACUCCACUGGACUGCAGAAGAUGGAGAAGCGGCUUACAUUGGAGAUGCUCCAGGACUGGACACGUCCAGAGAAUCUGUAUUACACUGACGUUCAUGUGCGUUUGCCAAAGUUUAAGCUGGAAGAAAGCUAUGAUCUUAAAUCAGAUUUAGUUGCUAUGGGCUUGCUGGAUGUAUUUGACAGUGGCAAGGCUGACUUGUCAGGAAUGUCAGGGGCACGUGAUCUCUUCCUCUCUGCAGUUGUCCACAAGGCUUUUGUGGAAGUGAAUGAGGAAGGCACAGAAGCUGCAGCUGCCACUGCUGGCAUUGCUAUGCUCUGCAUGGUUAUAGAAGAGGAUUUCAAUGCUGACCACCCUUUCCUUUUCUUUAUUCGCCACAACCCAACACAAAGCAUACUUUUCUUGGGCAGAUAUGCUUCCCCAUAGAAGCAAACUUAGUAUUUGCAGCAGUUCUUGC
This is a messenger RNA of Cyanistes caeruleus (blue tit), 829 nucleotides long. The record is from RefSeq and is a predicted model, not a curated record. NCBI's taxonomy places the organism in Eukaryota, Metazoa, Chordata, Aves, Passeriformes, Paridae.